Messenger RNA from Orycteropus afer afer, 5928 nucleotides. Lineage: Eukaryota; Metazoa; Chordata; Mammalia; Tubulidentata; Orycteropodidae. The record is from RefSeq and is a predicted model, not a curated record.
GUUUUGAUGAAUAAUACUUGGUGGGGCGAGGGGGUAAAAGUAAGGGUGGAGAGGUAGGAGGAUUUACUCUUCCAGCGAGAGGCAUCGCGAGUUCUGUCCUCCCCCUCCCCCUGCUCGGGCUCCGGCGUGGAGGCGGGGCGUGGCCGGCCUGCUUUGGGAGGGGAGGGGCUUUCCUCCUCAGUGCUGGGCUGUGUCUGGGUGGUUCUGGGGUCGCCUUACCUCGGGGCACCCACUCUGCAGUCGAACAGUUCCCGCCAGGGGCGAAAGGUAGGAAGGAUAGCAGGAUCUGCUGGAGAAAACGCAGCUGCCGCGCCACCACCACGAAGACCUAGCAAGCUCGGAGCACGAGACGAGCUGGAGACUGGGAUCCCUAGUGUGGACAACCUAGGAAGCAGAGGGUAGUAAGUGGCGCCUUAAGAUAACCUUGUAGCAGCAGCAGUGGCGGCCAAAGAAGGCUGCUCAGGCAAAAGCAGCUGUAGGAGGCUCUGAGGCGAUUGGAGUGACUAAAGCCAAGGCAGUUCAGUGCCUCUCGUGUUCUUAUUUUUUAACCUCUGACUAUGCAAUUCUGAAACCUCCCCCAUUCGGGGGACCAGACAGCUCGAUAGACACUUUCCACUCUCCUCUCCUCCCGCCCUGCUCUCGAGAACAGAAGGAUCUUUCCCUAACGUCUUUCAUCAUUAAGAGGAAAGCGAUGGAGGAGCUGAGCGCUGAUGAGAUUCGACGGAGGCGCCUUGCACGACUUGCUGGUGGGCAGAGUUCCCAGCCCACCACCCCGCUCACCUCUCCCCAAAGGGAGAACCCUCCAGGACCUCCUAUAGCAGCGUCAGCCCCAGGCCCCUCCCAGAGUCUCGGUCUUAACGUCCACAACAUGACCCCAGCUACCUCCCCAAUAGGUGCAUCAGGAGUAGCCCAUCGAAGCCAGAGCAGUGAAGGAGUCAGUUCUCUCAGCAGCUCACCCUCUAAUAGCCUUGAAACACAAUCGCAGUCUCUGUCACGUUCCCAGAGCAUGGAUAUUGAUGGGGUCUCUUGUGAGAAAAGCAUGUCCCAGGUGGAUGUGGAUUCAGGAAUUGAAAAUAUGGAGGUUGAUGAAAGUGAUCGAAGAGAAAAGAGGAGCCUCAGCGAUAAGGAGCCUCCAUCGGGUUCUGAGGUGUCCGAAGAACAGGCCUUACAGCUGGUCUGUAAGAUCUUCCGUGUCUCGUGGAAGGACCGGGACAGAGAUGUCAUCUUUCUUUCUUCUCUUUCUGCACAAUUUAAGCAGAACCCAAAAGAAGUGUUCUCUGAUUUUAAGGACUUGAUUGGCCAGAUUUUAAUGGAAGUGCUAAUGAUGUCUACUCAGACUAGAGAUGAAAACCCAUUUGCCAGUCUGACAGCAACAUCACAGCCAAUUGCGGCAGCAGCUCGGUCACCAGACAGAAAUCUCCUGUUAAAUACUGGCUCCAAUCCAGGAACAAGCCCCAUGUUCUGCAACGUAGGUUCCUUCAGUGCCAGCUCUUUGUCUAGCCUCUUUGAAACUAGUCCUGCUCCCAUUGCCAGUUUGUGGAGCUCUGUGCCAAUGAUGAGUCCCUCUCUUGCCUCACCUUCCCGUGCAGCCACCCAGUUGGCUGUGCCUUCCAUUUCCCUCAGUCCUCAUAGUGCAGCUUCCGGAACUGCUGCAGGGAGCCAGCCCUACUCUCCACGGUAUCGCCCUUACACUGUCGCCCACCCUUCGGGUUCCUCAGCUUCUCCUACACUGCGGUCCUCAGGCGUCUCCGUUCUGUCUAGCUCAUCAAGCCUACACACCCUCGCUAGUAGCCCACAAGCAGUACCCGCCAACUCUUCCCAACAGAGACCCUCCACCAUGGGUCCACCUUUGCUUUCUGCCUCCCCCAGUGCCGUGAACAGACGUCCCUCCUCCCUAAGGAUUUCUCCUAGUUUGGGAGCCUCUGGUGGGGCGAGUAUUUGGGAUUCCUAUAGUGACCAUUUCACCAUUGAAACAUGCAAGGAGACAGAUAUGCUGAACUACCUCAUCGAGUGCUUUGACCGAGUUGGAAUAGAGGAAAAAAAAGCACCAAAGAUGUGCAGCCAGCCAGCCGUCAGCCAGCUUCUCAGCAACAUCCGCUCACAGUGCAUCUCCCAUACUGCAUUAGUACUACAAGGUUCCCUAACACAGCCAAGGUCCAUGCAGCAGCCGUCCUUCUUGGUGCCGUAUAUGCUGUGUAGGAAUCUCCCAUAUGGUUUCAUUCAAGAGCUAGUUAGAACAACGCACCAGGAUGAAGAAGUGUUCAAGCAGAUCUUUAUCCCCAUUUUACAAGGCCUGGCGCUUGCUGCCAAAGAGUGCUCCCUCGAUAGUGACUACUUUAAAUACCCCCUCAUGGCAUUAGGUGAACUCUGUGAAACCAAGUUUGGGAAGACACAUCCUAUGUGCAAUUUGGUUGCUUCUUUGCCAUUGUGGUUGCCUAAAUCCUUAAGCCCUGGCUCAGGGCGGGAGCUACAGAGACUGUCUUAUCUGGGAGCUUUUUUUAGCUUCUCUGUCUUUGCGGAAGAUGAUGCUAAAGUGGUUGAAAAAUAUUUCUCAGGGCCUGCCAUUACCCUGGAAAACACUCGUGUGGUUAGCCAAUCGCUACAGCAUUACUUGGAGUUGGGAAGGCAAGAGCUUUUCAAGAUUCUGCAUAGUAUUUUGUUAAACGGUGAGACCCGUGAGGCUGCUCUCGGUUACAUGGCAGCUGUCGUCAAUGCCAAUAUGAAGAAAGCACAGAUGCAGACAGAUGAUAGAUUGGUAUCUACAGAUGGAUUUAUGCUGAAUUUCCUUUGGGUGCUGCAGCAGCUAAGUACAAAAAUCAAAUUAGAGACGGUUGAUCCCACAUACAUAUUCCACCCAAGGUGUCGGAUCACCCUUCCAAAUGAUGAGACACGAGUGAAUGCAACUAUGGAGGAUGUGAACGACUGGCUGACUGAACUCUAUGGAGAUCAGCCUCCAUUUUCUGAGCCGAAAUUCCCUACAGAAUGCUUCUUCCUCACGCUGCACGCCCACCACCUCUCAAUUCUGCCGAGUUGCCGCCGCUAUAUCCGCAGACUCCGGGCCAUCAGGGAGCUCAACAGAACUGUGGAAGAUUUGAAGAAUAAUGAAAGCCAAUGGAAAGAUUCCCCACUGGCAACUAGACACCGUGAAAUGCUGAAACGCUGCAAGACUCAGCUUAAGAAACUGGUACGGUGCAAGGCCUGUGCUGAUGCUGGCUUACUUGACGAGAGCUUCCUGAGAAGAUGUCUGAAUUUCUAUGGACUUCUCAUUCAGCUCCUGCUCCGUAUCCUGGACCCUGCCUAUCCCGAUAUAACACUGCCUUUAAAUUCAGAUGUCCCCAAGGUAUUUGCAGCAUUGCCUGAAUUUUAUGUAGAAGAUGUUGCUGAAUUUUUAUUUUUUAUUGUACAAUACUCUCCUCAGGUGCUUUAUGAGCCCUGCACUCAGGAUAUUGUGAUGUUCCUUGUUGUGAUGUUGUGCAACCAGAACUACAUCCGAAAUCCGUAUCUGGUGGCCAAACUGGUAGAAGUCAUGUUUAUGACCAAUCCUGCUGUUCAGCCACGAACCCAGAAGUUUUUUGAAAUGAUUGAGAACCACCCGCUCUCUACCAAGUUGUUGGUACCGUCCCUAAUGAAAUUUUAUACAGAUGUUGAACACACCGGAGCCACCAGCGAGUUCUACGACAAGUUCACAAUUCGCUAUCACAUUAGCACCAUUUUCAAAAGCCUUUGGCAAAACAUAGCUCACCAUGGCACCUUUAUGGAAGAGUUCAAUUCUGGGAAGCAGUUUGUUCGCUAUAUAAACAUGUUGAUAAAUGACACGACGUUUUUGCUCGAUGAAAGCCUGGAGUCUCUGAAGCGGAUCCAUGAAGUGCAAGAAGAGAUGAAGAACAAAGAGCAGUGGGACCAGUUGCCCCGGGAUCAGCAGCAGGCCCGUCAGUCUCAGCUCGCUCAGGACGAACGUGUUUCACGCUCUUAUCUUGCCUUGGCAACAGAAACCGUGGACAUGUUCCAUAUCCUCACCAAGCAGGUCCAGAAGCCAUUCCUCAGACCAGAACUUGGACCCCGAUUGGCUGCAAUGCUGAACUUCAAUCUUCAGCAACUCUGUGGUCCCAAGUGCCGUGACCUGAAAGUUGAAAACCCUGAGAAAUAUGGCUUUGAACCAAAGAAGCUAUUGGACCAACUAACAGAUAUAUACUUACAGCUGGACUGUGCUCGGUUUGCUAAAGCCAUUGCUGAUGACCAGAGAUCCUACAGCAAGGAGUUGUUUGAAGAAGUGAUUUUGAAGAUGAGGAAGGCAGGGAUCAAGUCCACAAUAGCAAUAGAGAAGUUCAAGCUUCUCGCCGAGAAAGUGGAAGAGAUAGUAGCCAAGAAUGCACGUGCAGAAAUCGACUAUAGUGAUGCCCCUGACGAGUUCAGAGACCCUCUGAUGGACACCCUUAUGACUGACCCCGUGCGGCUGCCCUCUGGGACCAUCAUGGACCGCUCCAUCAUCCUGCGGCACUUACUCAACUCCCCCACAGACCCCUUCAACCGACAGACGUUGACAGAGAGCAUGCUGGAACCAGUGCCAGAACUGAAAGAGCAGAUUCACGCCUGGAUGAGAGAGAAACAGAACAGCGAUCAUUAAACCAUCCCCUUUCCCACCCCCUGCUUGAAACAGCCAAGGCCAGUGAGGCGAACAGAAGCAGCAUUGGUGGCAGAAAUGCUGUAAAAACGUUGGAGGCCAGAUGUGGCCAACGCACCGUAAGCCCACCCUGAGUGACCAAACGGUAGAGACCUGAAAGGACGUGAUGAGAAGAGGAGCCCAAUUCCUGUACAUAUAUUUAAGUGACAAACAUGGUCAAAAGCUUGAGGGACACAUGUUAUGAUUGCUUAUGUAACAAAGCACGUCCUCCCCAUGCCACCAUUUGAGGCUUUUGCAGCUGAAGUUUUAGAGCAAUGAUGAGCGGGCUGGGCAGCAUCUCCUUCAUCUGUUGUUGUUGUCGUUUUUUUUUAAAAAAAACAAACCGACAUCCGCUGAUUUGAUUGUGAUUAGAGAGCCUUGGACAUUUGCUGCUAAAUAAUCCCCUCGCCCCCCCUUCCCAGCCCUACUUGCACUGCUGUGGGUUUUUAAGAGAAGCAAAAACAAAACUAAACUCCUUUCCCUGGCCCUCCAAACAUAUUCUGUGAGAUAACUGUGCCUGCAACAAAGUGUUAAUCCUGGGAUCGUAUUUUUAUAUCAUAUUCACAUAUUUGUUUUUUUAAUUGGUGUUAGAUGACAUGAUUAAUAAAAAAGGCAAGAUAUUUUCAGAAUUUGAAUUUCAGUUUUUAUUUUUUUUUUCUUUGGUAAUAUCCCUCUUAAAUUUUUUAUUCUGAACAAAAUGAAGAGAAUCCUGCUGCUCCUUUCCUUCUAAUAAGCCCUUUAUUAGGAUUCUUAGAAACAGCUGCAGCAAAGGAAGUGUUUUAAGUAUAUCAGGACUUACAUGACUUCUGUUUUUUUUGGGGGGAAAGGGGUGGUUUUUUUAAUGCUACAUGACAGUUUAAACCUUUAUAGUUGUCCUAUGAGGGUAAAUAAAUUCCUCACUCUUGAGUCUAUGAGUUCAAGGCAGGGUCAUUUGUACGCCGUGUCCUUUGAGGCCUGGCCUUACCAAAGCAAAAAAGGGUGCAAGAAAUGUGGAAGUGUAUCUGUUUAUUUAAACAUACACAUGUGCCCGUGCACACUCACACACACACGCACACACCUUUUUGUAUUACUUCUCCCCAUUUAACAUACUUGAAUUCUUGGAUUUCCUUUGGGGUAAAAAAGGAUUUGAAACCAUCAAAGUGUUUUAAAGAAAUUAAGUCAACAAAACAUACUUUCUUUUUCUUUUCCUUUUUUCCCCCCUCUACAGACAAUGUCCUCUGUUCGAUUCCUAAUUCAAACUCCAAUAAAUGGUGAUACACAUUCAGAAG